Messenger RNA from Paramuricea clavata, 12089 nucleotides. The record is from the annotation of a GenBank genome assembly. NCBI's taxonomy places the organism in Eukaryota, Metazoa, Cnidaria, Anthozoa, Malacalcyonacea, Plexauridae.
UGUAUUUUGAUAUACUAUAAUGAGGGCUACAUGAAGUCUAUACCCCAAAACUCUCAAUUCGCUGACCAAAAUUAAAGAAUAUCGCAGGCUUAGAAGUAUCGGAACCAAAUAACCAAUCGAUAUUUCUUGCCCUCUGGGCAAGAAAGUAUCGAUACUCUUCUUCAAAAACCUGGUAUCGAUAGUAUCAUAGUAUCCGAGUAUUUGGUAUCAAUAUCGCGGCCAGGAAAUUCGCUUGACAAUGACACCACUACCCAUUUGAAGCUUGCUAAAAUUUCAAGUGUUGAUUCCUAUAGUCAACGAUUCCUAGCGAUGGCAGACAAAACAUUGCACAAACGAAGGCAUUUUGACGUGAAUAUUCCAUUUGAAAAUAGUGAGCCUGUUAUUGUUAAAAUACUGUUGGAAAUCAAACCAGAAUGGUCUAAAGAGAAGCGGGAAUUUAAGUAUUUCACGGAAGGCAUUAGCAACAAAUUGGUCGGCUGCAUGUUGCAAAAUGGCUCUGAGAAAGACCUCAUAAUGUUCAGAUUAUACGGGAAUAGAACCGAACUGUUUAUCGAUAGAGAACAAGAGUUGGUAAACGUGGAAUUCUUACAUGCAAGGGGAUUCGCGCCGAAGUUGUAUGCCACCUUUGAGAACGGAUAUUGUUGUGGUUUUAUCCCUGGACGGACACUUGAAACGGAAGAGAUGUCGGACGAGCACUUGAGUGCACUUAUUGCAAAGAAAUUAGCUCGUGUUCAUGCAAUAGAGUUGCCAAGUGAUUUUAAAACUGGCGAGCCGUGUGCCUUUAGUAUGAUUGAGAAGUUCCUUAGUGUAUUGCCUGACAAGUUUGAUGAUGAUGUUAAACAAACAAGGUGGGUAUACUCAUAGGCAGCCCAAAAAUGCGUGGUAUUUGUCUCCUGUAUGUAGUCUUAUAGCUUGGAAAAGUUCUGAAAGCUUACAUGUGGCACUCGGGCACAGAAUAUUAAAAGGCACACAGAACGUCGACUAAGCCGAAAGAAACAUAACCGCUGCCACGGCAUGAUUUGCAAUGAUUCGUCAUCAAAAUGCUGACGCCAUGGUCCUAGCCAGUGCACUUUAUGAGAGGCAUUCACCUCCUGGACACAGAACAAAGACACACAGAAGGUCAACUCAGCCAAAAAAGCGUAACUGAUGCACACCGUGAUUCAUUAUCAAAAUGAUGACACCAUGAUGUCAUUGAUGCCAUGAUGUUAUGAGAGGCAUUUCCCACUUGGACAUUAGCAAAUUUGAAUAUUAUAAGUGCACUGGCUAGGACCAUGGCAUCAGCGUUUUGAUGACGAAUUACGGUUACUCCCAAAUCAUGGGAAAAACCAAGAAGUUGGGCGUCUGUAUAUGGGGCAUCCAUUUAGUAUGUACGCAAAAUUUCCAGAAUAUUUAACACCCCCCUCCCCUUUGUACGCAAUUGUACGAUUUUUUGGCUUCCUCCCUAUGCAUACACAUGCGUACAAGAAUAUUCUAUAAGCGACCCCUUACCCAUCAUGCUCAAUAUUUUUAACCUCAAUUUUAGCAUAGUUAAUAGAAUAUAUAGAUGGUUUGGAAACUCAUUAGAAUAACCAGGCAUUCCAACUCUCCCGAUUUUACCGGGAGUCUCCUGAAAAUUCAUGCAAUCUCCCGGUCUCCCGAUUUUUAUCAAAUUCUCCCGAUUUUUCAGAAUAUUCAGGAAAUAUCAUAAAAAAUUAUAAAUAUACUGUUUUUAGCAACAUAAUAGUCUGUCUUGACCUUUUUUGAAGUUGCUUUAUGGCAAUUUAUAGGAUCACGUAUAACAACAUAGUCCCAAAAUGCAGGAAACGCCAUUUCAGAAGACUUAAUUUUUAUUGUUCCCCCCCUCCCAGAAACGGACUUCAAGAACUAGAUUUCAAUUCACUGAACAGUCUCCCUAAAUUUUACCUCCAGUAGUUGGAAUGUCUGAAUAACAAUAUAACUCAUUAUCUAUGCUAAAAUUAGUCAACGUUUAUUAAUAAAUCUGGUCAUUCACCGUCACAUGUGUAUUGUAUUUUUGCCAAAUCCACCAAAUAGCAAUUUCCCCCAUUGUUUGAAUCACAGAUAGGUAACAUUUUUUAAUUGGGUAAAAAAUUAAAAAUACAAUAUACACACAUGACGGUGAAUGACCAGAUUUAUGAAUAAACGUUGACUAACAUAGAUAAUGAGUUAUAUUGUUAUUCUAAUGAGUUUCCAAACCAUUUAUUCUAUUAACUAUAUAAAGUAUGAUUUUAGUAAAUGUUGACCUUCCAUGGCAUUAAUUUUCGCUCAAUGAUUAUAAUUUAUAAUGUAUUUUUAAAAACAAUAACACCAUGAUCAGCGGUUGUACACUGUCGCACCUCACUGCUUCAAAUUAGCCGCCAAUCUUGCAAUCUUUAACUUCCGGCACACAUGCUUUUAAAGUUUAAACCUCAAUAAUGCAUGUUUUAUUCGUUUUAACGCUGCUUUUAUUUAUUUCUGUUAUCUUUGCCAGUAUAUUUAAAAUUAUUACAUGCAUAAUGCUUUUUUAAAAUAUAUACAAACAGUACACUCACUUAGGGAAGCAAAUUUAGGGUUUUUGUUGGUCCCAAAAUAUCAUUAUGCGUACGUACGAAACAACAGUUUAACCCCCCUCCCCCACUGUACGCAAAUGUACACAUCGAUCCUACCCCCUACCCCUCUCUCUUUGCGUAACUAUGUACAUACUAAAUGGAUGCCCCCAUAGUUUCUAUUCUGUGUCCUGGACGUCCGCCAUUUUGAAUAUUAUCAGGUUGAACAAGGUUGUACUGCACCCGAAGAACAAGUUGUCAACAAUUAUCAAUGUUGUCAACUGAACAAUGCUGUGACAACAUUGUUGACGACUUGUUGGUACGGUGCAGCACAACCUUGUUCAAGCCCGUCAUUAUCAAACAGGAACAGGUAUAUUACCAAACUCAACAAUAUCUUUAGUUAGUUUGGAAUAUUGCAGGUAAGCUAGUAUAUACAAUAUGGCUCACAAUUGUUUUCUUUUUUAAAGGUAUGAAAAGGAAAUUCUUAGUAAGGUAAAUGUGGUGGAUGAACUGAAACUUCUCAAAGACAAACUUGGGAACUGUAAUGUUCCACUUGUUUAUUGCCAUAAUGAUUUACUGGUCAAAAAUAUUAUCCGCAACAAGGAAGAUGGUAGGUCUUGUUUGUAAUUUUUUUGUAAAUUGCAUAUGUGCAGUAAUUAUAUUUAUAUUUCAAAUUCAAUUCUGUGCUUGCACAUGACGUCACUACGUGUCAUUAGGUGCCAUCUUGGUUGAUUUUAAAGUUUUAUCCAGCCGUUUACUUCGAAAUAGUUGAGUUACUCUUAUUAAUUUAAUAUUUUUUGUUAAUAUUUUGAAAACAACUUACUGUAGUAUGGAUAGUUUACGAUUUCUGGCACAAUAUAUGACAAAGAAAGAAGAAUAUAGAUUUUUAGAUGUUUUGAAAAUUAACCAAGAUGGCGUUGAUUGCAAACGAGCAAAUGAUCAUGAACGACAACAGAUAUGGGAAGUUUACAGAGUUCAUAAUUAGCGAUCUUUGAAAUCCUUAAAAGUCUGUAAAUUUGAAUCCAGGUCCCUAUAAGGUCUUUGAAAAGCUUUUAAAUUCUUUAGUGUGAGGAAAGUCUUUAAAAGUCUUUAAUAAUAAAUGCUUUAGUGAGUAUUUGAAAAUACUAUUUCCUAGCUAAAUAUAAAAGAGAUUGAUUGAAGCAAGAUUUUUUGCAAAUAUCGACGAAAAGGUGCAUUUUAGGAUGUGAUUUGACAGCCGAGGACUAAUUACCGGUAAAAAUGGUGCUUACACUAAGGCGUAAAAAAAAAAUACCUGUGGUUCCCGACCGACCCUAUUUUUUUUUCAACGCGAUUGACCGUGCGACCCUAUUUUCUCCAGGUGGUUGCGGGCUGCUCAUACAGCGUGCCAAAAUGGCGCCAGUGUUGUCACAAUAAUUAUUGAACCAAAUUGCCUCAAUUCGUCCAUAGGAAAUACGCAUCUCUAGUUAAUAUUGAUGUCGGGACUCUAAUGCAAAUCGCCCAGCAAAAUCGCCCAGCAAAAUCGCCCAGCAUAGCGUGGCCAAUUCGCCAACAUGAAUUGAAUGUGUACUUUUGAACACCGGCUUAAAAUUUACAGAUUGAAAUAGCUUUUCAGCAGCGGUCAAAGCUUUCUAUUGUAUUUUUUUAGGUAAAACUUCCUACUAGACUUUACUCUUAUUUUUUUAUUACGGCAUGUUCACACCCUGAACUGGUCUUGCAAGAGAAUCACGAGGCAUAAACACACCAGGGUCUUAGCUAGCAUUUUAUAUCUUGGACGUGUUUCUAAAUUUUCAGGGUGUGCCCAGGUCAAUCACUUUGAAUACUAGCCAAAAACAUGAUUCCAGUUAUGCUCGCCAACAAUACACUAUACCUGUGGUUGGUCUAUGCUUUUCAACCAAAUACAAGAUGAGCAUACGCUGAUAUUUUGCAACGACGUUAUAAUAAGUUAUUUUAGCAACUCUUGGGGGCAUUUAAAGCCAUUUUAACAACCAUAUGGUGCCCAUUAUUCAUCAAAACAUUAAAACAUCACAGAUCACUUCAUGGCCAAAAACAAAUAAUGCCGCAUUCAUUCAGUCUAGCCGCGUUAACACGGCCAAUACGGCCUUCUAGCUAAGACCCUGAAACACAUGGAUCUGUGGGGUCAGAUUUGUCUUCAAGAAAAGAUAGGUAUUGAUAGGUACAGUAGAUAAUCCGAAGAUAGCGGUCCAGUUAUAUUCAUUUUACUGCUUUAUGAUGAAAUAAUGUUUGUAUAAUUAUGUGAAAGAAUUUGAAAGAAUUGAUUGAUUUUGGUGUUGCUAAAGCCAAAGAAAAAAAUACUUGGGUUUCUAGUUUCCUGACCCUACCUUGCUUUUGGCUGCAACGCAUGUCAGAAAUUUUCCGGACUGUCAACUAAAAGGGCAUAGUACAAAACAUGGACUGGACCCAUGGACUGGACCCAAAAUUGGACUAAAAAUUUUAGCCAAAAUUUUGCCCAAAAAUCCAUUAUUUUUUCGGAGAGAAACAACCCUCAGAAUAUCGUGCUUUUAUUUAAUUUGUAUCUUUAGGCAAAAAACUUCACGUUGCAUCACUUUUCCUUGACCUAUCUAGCUAUUUGUCUUCCAAAAUUCUAUAUUCUAUUUUCUAAACGUUAUCUAGGGUAUCUCGUAAAUAAUAAACCUUUGUGAAAUAUCUUUGCGCAAUGGUCACAAAUACAUCACAUCGAUAUAAAUCAUUCCAUCAAUAUAUACAUCAAUAUAUAGUUAUUUAAUUAUAUACCUGUACAUUUUGUGUCUGUAUAAUAUGGUCCCUCUAUAUAUUCCGGCAUAUACACUAUGUCAGGUAUAUCCUCUAACGAGUAACGAGUUCGCGAGUUUGCAACGAGAAAUAGGAAACACGCCGGGUAUUUCUUUUUUUGGCCUAAUAGUAAGUUAUGAUUGUAUAAGAUUUUGUAAUAACAAUGCAAAAAUCUUAAUCCCAUUUUAUUGUACGUAUGUGUAGUACUUAGAGGAUAAGAUAGUAGACAAUGUUAAAAGUAUAGGUAGCAAAUAAAGUCAUAAAAUGGGUUAAAGGUAAAAUCACAGCAGUGCCCAUGUAACUUCUAACCUAUUAUGCAACUAUUUGUUGCAAAUUUGUUUCUCGUCAGGGGCUUUCUCCAAAGUUGAUGCAGGCAAGCGGCCAUUUAGCAUUAUGCCAUAUGAUUAUGUCAGACAUGGGGGCGUGGGAUGAAAAACUAAUAGAGGAUAAUAUUGACGUUUACGGCAUGUUAUGUAGCUACAGUAAUUCCUGCUUCUAUGCAUGAAUUACCCUAAAUUGAAGUAACUUCGAACAACUAUAAGUAUAAGUUGAGCUGAAAAUACAAUUUGAAGUUUGACAUUUGUGGUUAGCGUUCUGCCAUAAACGUCAAUCUUAACCUGUCUAUUAUGCAACCAAUAGUCACCUCAUAUUAUUCCUACCUUACAUUGUAGAUGAUGUAUCAUUUAUUGACUAUGAAUAUGGUGCGUACAACUACUCUGCGUUUGAUAUUGGCAAUCACUUCAAUGAAUUUGGAGGUAAGAAUUUAUUUUAUCUUGUUUUGCAUGUUGAGUUAGCAUGCAUGUACAUACAGCAUGGCCGAAUUUUGAGGGGAAGUAUGGGGAGGUGUGCACCUCCCCUAAGAUCGUUUAGCAUCUCCCCUGAGAAUUUUUGCACCUCCCCUUGGGAAAGUUUCAAUGAUAGAUCAAAGUGAAAAUUUGAGAUUUUUUGGUUGCUUAUAGGGUCUACACUUCGUAAGAAAGUUCUUUUCUGUAAAAUUGAAACAGUGAAUCCGAGUGAUAGCCAUUCAUCUCUGUGUCAAGUACCCUUUUAAUGCAAUGUUUGGAAAGAAACGUAGUAAUUGUAAUGAAGGGCAAAAUUGGAUGAGUUGUAUGUACAGCCAUAAUUCAUUAAUACACUGAUUCGUAUGUUCACUAUGUGACAUUGGCCCGUUCUAAGCCCUAACUUUCUAUGGACCGCUGCACCUCCCCUAAUUUUUCCCCCUCGCCCACUAUUUCCACCAAAAUCCGGCCUUGACGUACAGGCCUUAAAAUAUGGGUCGGUCACGGACAUUGUGCGGCCAAUUUGUGAAAUUGUCUGCUGACGUAGAGAGAAAGCCACUGGACAUUCUACCUACAGUGUAAGUGAAACUGAACUGAACUCAUUGUUUGUCCGACCCAAAUGAAUUGGUCCGACCUAAUUGUAACUUUGUUCAACGUAAAUCGAAGUAUACCCUAGUCCAGGACUAGAGGCUCGUAUACUGUAUUCAAUGGUGAAUCAUUGUACGUAAUGUACGAAAAGUGAACUGGAAAUGUGUAAUCAAGUGCCGGGUUUUCACCGCGGGGUUCGGAAAUCCAUUGCCAAGAUUCAAAUGACUUCCCAAAUUGUGCUGAUAUUGAUUUAUGUCUGUAUUGUAUUUCAUACUGUACAUACUGUAUUUACAAGCCAAACUGAACUCAAAGUCAUCGGACAUCAUAAUACAUACGUUCGACCCAAACUCAAUGUCAUCAAACAUUUUGUCAAACGGUUCUCUGACCGAUAUUUUAAAGCCUGAUGUAGAGUAUAAGAUGUAUUAUAUAUAAUCCAAUAGUGAUAUAAAUUACUAUUCUUACAUGUAUAUACAAAAAUGUAAAGAAAGUUACCAAUGUCCCUGACCAAACACCACCCUGAAUACAUCGUUUCGGAAAGCACGUCACUUUGGCUAUAGAGCCUUGUUUUCGUGAUUGAGACUUUUGGGUUUGACUGCAUGGGGCUCUUUAGCCAAAGUGAUGUACUUUCCGAAAGGUGUAAUUUAGUAUUAAAUUUACAUUUUUGCAGUUGGCUAAAACUAAUUUGCAGUUAUUCCCGCAUACAGAACAUCUCGAGCGAGGCCAGUGAACUACGUAGGAUGGGGGCCCUGGGAAUUUUUUUAGAAAUUAUUAGACAUCAGGAGGUCAAUUUUGGCUAUUGGAAAUAUCACUCAGGAUUUUGGGUAUCAACACUCGAUAGAACUAAUUGUAGAAAGUCUACGAUUAGUUAUAUCGAAUGAGAUGCCCAAAAUCCUGAUAUUUAACCAUACACCUUACAUUGGCAUCACCUUAGUAUAUACAGUACAUAUACAGUACAUGAACUUGCGGUUGGAGCUCGACAGCCUCUAGCUGCAUGUACCUCAGUUGAUUAGAACGCUGCAUGCACAUGAAUAGACCUUUCCCCUUAUAACCAAAAUUUUGAUCUAGGCAAGUCUAGACAAAUAUUUCAUCACAGCUUGAACGAGCGUCACAAAAUUAGUAAUAUUCCAAAGUUUCGUUGCGAGAAAAUAGAGCCUUGCGAAGUUUGCAAUUUUCAGUCAUUUUGCAUUACAAACGGGAAAUUGCAGCCCCAACACCCGAAUCGGAUGUCAAUUUCCCGUUUGUAAUACAAAAUGACUGAAAAACGGCAAACUUCGCAAGGCUAUAUUAUCCGCAUUUACAAGAUUUUGCAACAAAACUUACUAAUUUUGUGAUGCUCUUUCAAGCUGUGAUGAAAUUUUUGUCUAGAUCGAAAUUUUAGUUAUAAGGGGAAAGGUCCAUUGCAGGGCCGUAACUUCGAUUCCUACCAGAGAGCCUAUACAGUAGUUGUAUUGCUGCUGCUGGUCAGUUCUACUAACUUUAUAAAAUUCACGCUCGGAAUUUCCAUCUACAAAGUAAAAAAAAACAUUCUCACUUAUUAACACCUAAUUAACGUGACGGGAUACCUAUUAAUUUUGUAAAUCUGACUACAACGGCCGUAAAAGCGGUAGAACGUGCAAAAAUUACUACAGUAGGAAAUUUCUAAUAUACUUGUGUGCACGCGACCAUCUGACACCUGUGAAUUUAGCUGCACAUUUAUGUUUUGAUACAUAUUUACUUCAUUGUAGGUGUUGUGAUUGAUCCAGAUUAUAGUUUGUAUCCUAAUAAAGAUUUUCAGUUGAAGUGGUUGAGAAUAUAUUUGGAGGAGAAGGCUAAAGUUCAAGGUAAGGUGGUCUAACAAAAAUAUCCUGUGGUUCUGGUUUCAUAUCCUCAAAAAAUUAGGGUUGGUUUGGCUAAAAAAAUUAGGGUCGAAAAAUCGCGGAAACGGCGCGUGGCGAACCCGCAAACAAAAAGGCUAACAACAUAAAGAAUGGUGAAUUUAGAGUGUUGAAAUUUAGUUUAUGGAAACUUUUUCUCUCGUUCAACAGAAACGAGAAUGACUACGACUUCCUCGCACGCGAUCAAAUCUUGUACUCGUAGUCGCUGCUAAAGCUCCCUAUUACCCUCAGUGAUGAUAUUUCAGUGAAGAAUAUCAUCAUUUCGGUGAUAUGUCGCCGAAUCCCCUUCGCAUCGCUCUAGAAAUAAUAAAUAUCACAGUUUUCUUUGCGCAAGUCUCGUUGAAACCUGCAAACGAGUUAGUUCGUAUCAUACAAAUAGCCCAUACAAAAGGAAUACAAUUACACGAAACUUAUUUUGCUUGUACAAUUCUCGUCCGCCAGGAACAGGAGACGUCAUUACUGAAGAACAACUUGAAAAGUUAUAUGUUCAGGUCAACCAAUUUGCACUGGUAAGAGUCGCUAUUACUGUAGAAAUCUGUAUAUCAUUCUGUUAGCCAAUUAAGAAAUAGAACACAUCUUCCAUUUUUCCAUACAGUUAUAGAAACACGCGUGGGAGUUCGCGACAACGUGGAUUAUUUCAUGUACAUACAUUAUUUCAUUUCGAUACACUCAAGAUUCAAAAUGAAUCUGAAGCAACCAAUUCUUUUCGUAGUUUUAACGAAAUUGUUUUACUAAUUACAGUGUAUAUACUGUAUGUAUCUUCUGAUUGAUGCAUCUGCCAAAAACAUGCAAUAUAUACGUAUUGAUCCUAGUUUAAAUUUUCCAAAUAUUUAGAAGCGCUAUAACAUUUCAAGUUAUUUGGUCUACAUAUCUUUCAAAACUUUCUCUCAUUGGCUGUUUUAUUAUGUUUCAAAAACUACGUCGCGUUGUCGAAUCGCGUUCGGUGUGUCUGGAUCUUAAGAACGCGCAAAAACAAUAUUUAACAAUUAGUCGCCGAAGGCGAGGUGAUUACAGGCCUACAAUAUAUUCAUUGAGUCGAAGGCGAAGUGACUAUAUAGGCUUCUGUAAUCACCGAGCCUGAGGCGACUAAUUGUUUUAGUAUAAUUUCAGUAUUGAAGAAGUUUUAUUUAUGAAUACAACUAAUACACUUGAUUAUGAAUAUGGUUUGCAUAAAUAAUUUACUUCCGUCUGAUAUUCAGCCAUUUUUUGGGGGAAAAGCGAUACUUACUGCUCAGAGCAGUUUGAGCAACAACUAAUCAGAGUUCGUUACUGUUGAGAGACCAAUCAGAAUGCUCAAAGGCCAUUUUUCAAUACUGAAAUUGUACUAAACUAUUAAUAAUCCUUAAUUUUCAGUAAGUAUAUGAUAUAUUUAUUAAAAUGUGAAGAAGGAUUAUAUCUUUUUUUAGGUAUCGCAUUUGUUUUGGGGUGUGUGGGCCUUGCUUCAGGCAAAUUUUUCAUCAAUUGAUUUCGACUUUCUAUUGUAAGUUAAGUUGCGAAAACUACCAUGCAUGAGGGUAAACAUAUUUGGUCAAGCUUUCGAUCGAUAUUAAGCCAGGGUUUUCAUUAGUGCCAUUAACAAAGCGGUUCAUGAUUGCAUGCAUGUCACUGAGUUGAAAUUUCAUGAUGUUCUGGGCUUAUAGAUCGAAAGCUUCUGCCCAGGGUAAGUAAUGAACGAAGGUAAUUCAUACGAUUCAUACGUGCGGGGGCUAAACUUGGGUCUUUAGAUACAUCAGGGGUGUGUCGGUUUGUUUUGCCCGAUGAAAGAGUGGUCACAAAAUAACGUAAAGAUAUACUGGGAGAAAUUAAAAAAAAAAAUGACAAGAGUCCUUCAGGGUUAGCGUCGAACGCACCAUCCUCGUCCUCAUGAGCGGGCCUGGGGACGGUGAUGCAACGCCACAACUCUCGAGUGGCAAAGGCGUGAGACCCCUAGCACAUACGCUGCCCAGAGAUUUAGAGUGUCUGAAACGCCAUUUCUUGCCCUUUGGGGGAAGAUUUUUUCAGAAUUGUGAUGGUCAGGAAAUGACGUAUAUAUAUUGGAUUAGCAAAUGUUCUUCUAAGUCUACAAAUGAAUGGGCAUUUGGUAAAUUUGCCAUAUACAAAAUUUCCGUUUUCUCCAUAACCACCCCCCUCCCCCCCCCCCCAAGGAUUUACGUCUGCAUGCGUGCGUCUCCCAUACUAUCACUAGCAUGUAAUACGUAUUUGUUUUCCAUUUAGAUACAGCAGGAAUCGUUUGUAUGAAUAUCUACGCAGGAAAGAUGAGUUUCUAAAUUUAUAAAACAAUUAAGAUAUAUUUGUGACUAUUCCAUUUUACAUUGUGCAUGUAGAUGUAUAAUGUACCCAAUCACAUCAAUUACAUGUAUUAUGUAAACUAUAUUAUUAUAUUUUUAUUAGAUUUAGUCAAUGCAUAUAUUAUAUACUAUACAUUAUAUUAUACAAUUCUUGUAUUCAGAUUCACAUAAACCAAUAUAAAUGGGAAAAAAAGUAAAGAAAAGAUUAUUGAAAGCAUUAUGGUUUCAGUAGAUCAUUUAAAAAUGUUUGUUAUUUGCUAAUGCACGUUCUUCUGGAAAGUAUGCAACUUUGGCUACAGAGUCUCGUUUUCGUGUAUGCGACAUUAGUUAAUUAAAGCCCAUCUCAAUCACGAAAUCGAAGCUCUAUAGCCAAGAUGAUGUACUUUCCGGAAGCGUGUAUCAUUACCUAAGCAAUAAUUUCUUCUUUAAUAUCUCUAGUUUGAUAGUAGUUGCUAUGAUUUCUUCUCGUUUGGAGGUGAACCAACUUUCUGAACUUUCGUGUUUUCUUCGAAGAAACUACAAAUGUCCGCCAGAAUUCUCUUAUUAUUGGUCACUCGUGGUUUUCCUUCAUGGAGCUCGGUUAAAACACCGCAUAGAUUUUCUACUCCACCAUUUUGGUAAGUAAAUUCCAUAUGAUUCAUCCUCAGUCCACUUCUGGCAAUCUUCAUGGCCAUUCCUUCGGAAACCUUUCCAGCCUUGAGAAGUGGCUUUAAGCUUUUGAAAUUUUCUUGCGUCAUUCGUGAGUGGGCGAGGUAAUCCCUGUACCAGGAAACAGUGAAACUGUGUUUUAGCAGUAAGUCGUCUGAUAUAAAUUUAGAUACAAGUUUCUGAAGCAUGCGUGCGUCGUCGAGAGCAUUAUGCGCAUUAUAUGUCGCAUCCAAGAGAUCUUUCGCCAAGGUUGUUUGAGCAUAAGUCUUCCUUUCUGGAAACCGUUCACGGAAUGCGGUCAAAGAAUCCGAGAAUCCAAGAACUUUCUGUGAAAACUCGUGCAUUUGCUUGCACGCUGCAACCGCGUUGAGUAAAUGUCUUGCAUCGAAUGUUCUGGCAUUGUGAGCAAUGAGUAAACAUGGCAUUCUCAGUUGAAGCCACGCCACAAGUCUCGAAAGUCCCUCGUUCAGAUAUACGCCGUUCACACGUUCUUCGCCUUGGUAUAAUAUUCCACGUUUCUUCCACAGUUUGUUCACUGCCGAAGCCCCAGAUGUAAUGUGGCCUUUAGGAAUAAUAUAAACGUUGAACUCAUCUAAACCAUCGGUUGCAGCAAUUUGACAUAUUUCAGUGUCUUCAGCU